Molecule: messenger RNA, 1741 nt
Organism: Meleagris gallopavo (turkey)
Lineage: Eukaryota; Metazoa; Chordata; Aves; Galliformes; Phasianidae
Gene: CYP8B1
Product: cytochrome P450 family 8 subfamily B member 1
Molecular function (GO): sterol 12-alpha-hydroxylase activity; iron ion binding; heme binding
Source: RefSeq, a predicted model, not a curated record
GAUGCUGUCAGCUCUGCAUCUGCGUAUCAGCUGAGUGGGAUAAAAAGCACUCUCCUCACUCUGGGUCAAAACCCCGGCCAGGAAAAGGGCUCUGAUGGCAUUCUGGACAGUUUUCCUCUGUACCUUGGUGGCAUCGCUGCUUGGGGGGCUCUACCUCCUGGGGGUCUUUCGGAGACGAAGACCCAAUGAGCCACCUCUGGACAAAGGCAUCAUUCCCUGGCUGGGUUAUGCACUGGAUUUCAGAAAGGACAGUUCAGGGUUUCUAAGUAAGAUGCAGAGAAAACAUGGAGAUAUUUUCACAGUGCUGAUCGGAGGCUAUUACUUUACCUUUGUGAUGGACCCCUCCUGCUUUGGAGCCAUUGUGAAGGAAUCACGGUCUAAACUAGACUUUCUGACCUUUUCAGCUAAAUUGGUCCUCCAGGUUUUUGGCUACAAGUCCGACAAGAACAUCAAUAGUGCUCUGCAUGCUUUUAACACAAAGCAUCUGAUGGGAGAAGGACUCAGUCUCCUGACACAAGCCACCAUGGACAACUUCCAGAAACUGAUGCUUUUCAAGCUGAGCUCGGGAGAGGAGAAGCGACCGUGGCAAGAGGCUGGCCUCUUCCACUUCUGCUACAACAUCGUCUUCAGAGCUGGGUACCUGGCUUUGUACGGCACCGAGUCGCACCAGGGGACAGGGAACAAGGAGAAAGCUCACGAGCAAGACCUCAUCCACUCCAACCAGCUGUACACCGAGUUUCGGAAGUACGACCGCCUCUUUCCCCGCCUGGCCUAUGCCGUGUUGCCUCCCAAGGACAAAGUAGAAGCUGAGAGGCUGAAGAGGUUCUUCUGGAAUGCUCUGUCCGUGACUAAGAGUUCUCAGAAGGAAAACGUCAGUAGGUGGAUAAGUGAACAAGACCAGUUUUUGGCAGAAAGUGGUGUCCCUGACUACAUGCGGGACCGCUUCAAGUUUAUGAUGCUGUGGGCAUCCCAAGGCAAUACAGGCCCUACUUCCUUCUGGCUCCUCUUGUAUCUCAUGAAGAAUCCAGAAGCUAUGAAGGCUGUGAAGGGGGAGAUAGAGAAAGUCUUGAGGGAGCAUGGCCAAGAAGUGAAGCCAGGAAGCCCACCAAUUAACAUCACCAGAGACAUGUUAGCCCAGACUCCUUUUCUGGACAGUGCCGUGGAGGAGACCCUGAGGCUGGUGGCAGCCCCAAUCCUGAUCAGAGCCGUCCUCCAGGAUGUGAGCCUCAAAAUGAGUGGUGGCACAGAGUACACUCUGCGCAAAGGGGACCGACUGGCUUUGUUCCCACACCUCUCUGUGCAGAUGAACCCAGAAAUCCACCCUGAACCCCACGAAUUUAAGUAUGACCGCUUUGUCAACCCAGAUGGCACCAAGAAAGAUUUUUACAAGAAUGGCAAACGGCUGAAAUACUUCAACAUGCCUUGGGGGGCUGGUGUAUCCAUCUGUCCUGGGCGGUUCUUUGCUACAGCUGAAAUUAAAUUGUUUGUGUCCUUGAUGCUGACCCACUAUGACCUGGAGCUGGUCAACGACAAAGAGGAGAUUCCAGCCAUAGAUUCAAGCCGCUGGGGAUUUGGAACCAUGCAGCCUGUUCAUGAUGUUCAGUUCAGAUACCGACAACGUGUUUGAAAAAGCUGUGGUGUUCUGUUUGUUCAGAUGUUGCUAUGAAAUAAACUGCCCGAGUUGGUGGCUGCUGGAUCCGUGUGGAGCCAAUGCCAAUAUGUUCUUAUUUGCUUAACAGUA